Molecule: messenger RNA, 1443 nt
Organism: Capsicum annuum
Lineage: Eukaryota; Viridiplantae; Streptophyta; Magnoliopsida; Solanales; Solanaceae
Exons: 7
Coding region: 1-1443 (480 amino acids)
Molecular function (GO): zinc ion binding
Source: RefSeq, a predicted model, not a curated record
AUGGUUGUCAAUGCGAGUAACAUGGUAAAUACAAGUACUAAAAGAGCUUUAAUAGCAACUCCUUCAGAAGAAUGUUUGGAUGUAUUUGAAAUGGAUAAAACGAGAGUUAUUAUCUCCGACCCACAUCACAAAUAUAUGGAGGUUGAACAACUUUAUGUCUCAAAAAGUGUACUAAAAUCUGUUAUGAAGGACUAUGCAAUUUGGGAGAAGUUUCAAACACUAACUGUAAAAUCAAGUAAAGCGUGUUAUACAUUGUUGUGCAGAUCUGGUAAUUGUGCUUUUUUAUUUUAUGCAUCUGGUAUAGGUGAAUAUGGAAUGUUUGAGUUUAAAUGCCACAAACGGAAAUAUAGUCCAUCUGAAAUCAAAAGUGACAUAAAGGAAGACAUGGGUAUGAAUUUAACAUAUAUUAUGUGUUGGCGAGCCAAGAAACAAGCACUUGAAGAGUUAAGAGGAAAAUCAGCGGCAUCAUACGGGAAACUACCUGCAUACAUGCAUGUGUUAAACACUAGUUAUCCCAGUUCUCAUAUAAGAAUGAAAAAGAACGAAGACAGUGAGUUUUUAUAUAUAUUUAUAGCACUAAAUGCUUUCAUUCAAGGGUUCGAGCAUUGCAGACCAUUCAUAGUUGUUGAUGCAAGUUAUCUACGAGGACUGGUUACUAGAACUUUCGUAGCUGCAUGUACCAUCGAUGGAGCUGGGCAUAGAUUUCCUUUGACCUACAGUGUUCUUGAUUCCGAAAAUGAUGCUUCUUGGACUUGGUUCUUUGAAAAUCUGAAGGAAGCAUAUGGCAAAAGAAGAAAUAUGUGUGUUGUUUCUGAUCGUAAUGCAGGCAUCAUAAAAUCUGUAGAGGCAGUUGAUGUUAGAGUGAAGAAUUACUUGGAAUUAGCGGGAUAUGAUAAGUGGGCUAGGUCAUAUGCAUCAGUUCAUAGGGGAUGGACUUUGACAUCAAACAUUGCCGAGUCAAUUAAUGUUGCACCGGUAUUGGCUAGAGAACCACCAUUAUAUGAUUUUCUAGAGGAAGUUAGAUUGAUGUUUGGUAGAUGGAAUUGUGAAAACAGACAACAGAUACUGUAUACUUUUACGGAUCUUAUUGGUAAAUUUCAACAAAUUCUUCAACAAAAUGAAGCGGAGUGGCAGGAAAAUACAUAUGCUGAGAUGGUUAAAUACAUUUACAAAACUGUUUCUGACAUAACUUUGCAGAAAAAUACAUAUGCUGAGAUGGUAAUACCUUCAUCAGAGUAUAUUUAUACAGUCCACGACAAGGAGAAAUAUUUUAUUGUUUGUCUUAAGGAAAAAAAAUGUUCUUGCAAUGCAUUUCAGUUAGAUGAGAUACCGUGUGUUCAUACUUGUGCAGUUCUUGAUAGCAAGAAUUUUAAGAAGGGACCAUAUUUCUUUGAUCUUUACAAGCCAAAAACAAUGUUUCGAACGUAUGAUCUUCCAGUUUAG